Molecule: messenger RNA, 714 nt
Organism: Fonsecaea monophora
Lineage: Eukaryota; Fungi; Ascomycota; Eurotiomycetes; Chaetothyriales; Herpotrichiellaceae
Exons: 1
Coding region: 1-714 (237 amino acids)
Source: RefSeq, a predicted model, not a curated record
AUGGGGUACAGCCAGAGGACAUUUCCGCCAUCAUUUUUAGCCAUCAUCACUGGGACCAUGUGGGCGACACCACGAAAUUUAGAUCUCUACGAGGGUCGCGAGACAACUGAAAUCCACUUUGAUGGCGAGCAUUCCUUGAAGAUUGGCAAUUUCAAAGCGUACGACUACUUUCAUGACGGCAGCUUUUAUCUCCUCGAUGCUCCUGGACACACACAGGGUCACCUGUGUGCCCUGGCCCGCACAACCCUUGGGACUGGUGAAGGUGGGGGAGAUACCUUCGUCAUGCUGGCUGGCGAUAGUGUACACCACGGCGCACUUUUCCGCCCGAGCAAAUACUAUCCGCUACCUGACACCAUUUGUCCCGCCCCUUACGACGAGUUAGAUGCGAUACAGAGUCGCUGUCCAGGAGCCCUUUACGCGGCCCUCCAUCGCGCUUCGCAGGAAAGAGGGGAUCAGGAAAAGGCACGCACAACUUCCAUGUGCACCGUCCCCCAAGAUGCAGCGGACGAAGACCACCAAGCGGCCGCCCACACACUCGACGAAGUGACCUGGUUUGAUGGAGUUGCAAAUAUAUUCACUGUUACAGCACACGAUUUCACUCUGCUGCCUCUCAUUGAUUUUUUCCCCAAGACCAUCAAUUCAUGGCAGGAAAACGACUGGAAGACAAAGGCGCAUUGGCGGUUCUUAGGCCCUCUGCAGGUUAAGAAAAGUUAG